AUGUUAUUUGAGCGGGGGCCGAGGGCCUCGGCGAUCGCAGAGCAGAGGAUGCAGAAAGCCGCCUACUACGACAACGCGGGGCUCUUCGGGGGCUACACCUACAGCAAGGCCGACGCCUACCCCUACGGCGCGGCCCAUCAGCCCUACGGCCAGGCCGGCUUGGACGGCGAGUACCCCGGCUCCGCCUGCUCCGUCCAGGGCUCGGCGCCCGGCCGCGCUCCGGCCCACAAGGGCAGCGAGCUGAGCGGGAGCUGCAUGCGGCCGGGCGGGGGCGGCCCCGGGGGCAGUCAGCCGCCGGGGAUCGGCGAGCAUCAGCCCCCGGCCCUGCCGCCCUCCUCCCCGCCCAACCCCCCUCCCAGUGUACCCCCUCCGAAAAAAGCCAAGGGGGGCCCCAACUCCUCGGGUUCGGCCAGCGCCACCCUCAGCAAGCAGAUAUUUCCUUGGAUGAAAGAGUCCCGGCAGAACUCCAAGCAGAAAAGCACCUGCGCCCCCCCAGGAGAGAGCUGCGAGGACAAGAGCCCCCCCGGGCCGGCCUCCAAGAGGGUGCGCACAGCUUACACCAGCGCGCAGCUGGUGGAGCUGGAGAAGGAGUUUCACUUCAACCGCUACCUGUGCCGGCCGCGCCGCGUGGAGAUGGCCAACCUACUCAACCUGACCGAGCGGCAGAUCAAGAUCUGGUUCCAGAACCGCCGGAUGAAGUACAAGAAGGACCAAAAAGCCAAAGGCAUCAUGCACUCCCCCGUCGGACAGUCCCCGGACCGCAGCCCCCCUCUAAGCGGCCCAAACCACGUCGGCUAUUCCAGCCAGCUCCCCGGCGUCAACAGCCUCAGCUACGACGCGCCCUCGCCCACCUCCUUCGCCAAGUCGCAGCAGAGCAUGUACGGGCUGGCCGCCUACACGGCGCCGCUGAGCAGCUGCCUGCCGCAGCAGAAGCGCUACGCGGGCGCGGAGUACGACCCCCACCCCAUGCAGAGCGGCGGCGGCGGCGGCUUCGCCAACCCCAGCCUGCAGGGCAGCCCCGUCUACGUGGGGGGCAACUUCGUGGACUCGAUGCAGGCCUCAGGCCCCAUGUUCAACCUGGGGCACCUGCAGCACCCCUCCUCCGCCAGCGUGGACUACAGCUGCGCCGCCCAGAUCCCCGGCGGCCACCACCACGGACCUUGCGACCCCCACCCUACCUACACGGACCUUUCCUCUCACCACACCUCUCAGGGACGGAUGCAGGAGGCGCCCAAGCUCACGCAUCUGUAG
Molecule: messenger RNA, 1251 nt
Organism: Cinclus cinclus
Lineage: Eukaryota; Metazoa; Chordata; Aves; Passeriformes; Cinclidae
Gene: HOXD3
Product: homeobox D3
Exons: 2
Coding region: 1-1251 (416 amino acids)
Biological process (GO): regulation of transcription by RNA polymerase II
Cellular component (GO): nucleus
Molecular function (GO): RNA polymerase II cis-regulatory region sequence-specific DNA binding; DNA-binding transcription factor activity, RNA polymerase II-specific
Source: RefSeq, a predicted model, not a curated record